Molecule: messenger RNA, 2502 nt
Organism: Anopheles marshallii
Lineage: Eukaryota; Metazoa; Arthropoda; Insecta; Diptera; Culicidae
Gene: Usp5
Product: ubiquitin carboxyl-terminal hydrolase 5
Exons: 3
Coding region: 1-2502 (833 amino acids)
Biological process (GO): protein deubiquitination
Molecular function (GO): zinc ion binding; protein binding; cysteine-type deubiquitinase activity
Source: RefSeq, a predicted model, not a curated record
AUGGACGUGCUUCGCAAAUACCUGGACCAGGUUAAAGUGCCGUGCGCUAGCGAUAACGUCUUCAAGGAGGAAUGCGUAUACUCGUUUGACAAUCCGGAAUACAACACCGGCUUGUAUGUGAGUUUGACCAGCUUUCUUGGGUUCGGUGUGAAUCAUGUUCGGGACUAUGCGGACCGGACAGGGAACCGAGUUUUUCUCCAUCUACGGCGUGAAAGAAUCGAAGACACUGAACCGGCUGGCGAGGUACCCGGUACGGAUGGGCCGGAGAAAAAGAUCACCCGGCUGGCGAUUGGUGUAGAGGGCGGAUACACCGGUGCAGAGACCAAGAAGUACGAAUAUCGAGAACACUUCCAGGUGGUUGUGUUCGAUGAUACGGUCGCACAGUUGGACUACCCGAACGAGGACUUACCGCUGCAGGUGCAGAAUGCGGUGGACGCGGUUCUGAAAGCGGAAGCGGCAUCGGUGAAGCGCGAACGCGAACAGCUUGCCGGUACGUGGGAUGGUGAAAUCCGCCAGGUAUCGACCCAUGCCGCCGAUCUGUUACAGCUGGAAAAUGGCAAGAAGAUUCCACCGACCGGAUGGAAGUGUGAGAAAUGCGAUCUCACCAACAACCUAUGGCUCAACCUGACGGACGGUUCGAUCAUGUGCGGCCGCAAGUUCUUCGAUGGUUCGGGCGGAAACGAUCACGCCGUCAAUCACUACAAGGAAACAAACUACCCGUUGGCGGUUAAGCUUGGUACAAUAACGACCGAUGGCAAGGGCGACGUUUACAGCUACAGCGAGGACGAUAUGGUGGAGGAUCCGAACCUGGUGAAGCAUUUAGCUCACUGGGGCAUAAAUGUGGGCCAGAUGGAGAAGACGGAGAAAUCCAUGAUUGAGCUGGAACUGGAUCUCAACCAGCGGAUCGGUGAAUGGGGCAUCCUGUGCGAGAGUGGAAGCCAGCUUAUACCGAUCGCCGGCCCAGGGUACACUGGUAUGAAGAAUCUGGGCAACACGUGCUAUCUGAACAGUGUGAUGCAGGUCCUAUUUACCAUUCCGGACUUUGUCCGCCGGUUUGUCGAUGGUUCGAAAGCGAUUUACGAUACCUUUCCGGCGGAUCCGGCCAACGAUUUCAACGUGCAGAUGGCAAAGUUAGGCACCGGAUUGUGCAGUGGAGAUUACAGUGGAUUAUCGGAUAAUAGUCUGGAUAGUGCGGAUUCGUUGUGUGGAAUUGCACCAACCAUGUUUAAAGCCCUCAUCGGUCAGGGUCAUCCAGACUUCUCCACAAAGCAGCAGCAGGACGCACAGGAAUUCUUCUUACAUAUGGUUAGCAUGCUGCAGAAGCACAGCCGUCACCAGGAAAAUCCGGCCGAAGCGUUGCGCUUCUGCAUUGAGGAUCGGGUCGAAUGUUGCUCGAGCGGUAAGGUUAUGUACAACCGGCGGGAUGAAUGGUGCCUGCCGCUACAAAUUCCGCUUCAAAAAGCAACCAACCUCGACGAGGUUAAGCUGUAUGAGGCAGAACGGGCCGCGGCCGAACGCGAAGGCCGUCGGCUCGAUCCGGACGCGCUGGUGCGGCCGAAAAUAACGCUUGCUGCCUGUCUGGAUACGUUCGCACAGCCAGAGCUGGUGGAACAAUUCUACAGCACCGCUAUCAGCGCGAAGACAACGGCCAAAAAGACGACCAAGCUCGCCUCCAUGCCCGAUUACCUUAUGCUGCAUUUGAAGAAGUUUACACUGAAGGAAGACUGGACCUCGCUGAAGCUGGACGUCGCGAUCGACAUCCCGGAGGUGCUUGAUCUAGAAAUGCUGCGCGGUACCGGGAAGCAACCGAACGAGGAAGAGCUACCGGACAUUGCGGGCCGUGAACCGACACCGCCCCCGAUGGAUCCGGAAGUGAUGGAUCAGCUGCUCGGUAUGGGCUUCCCACCGGAGGCUUGCAAACGUGCCAUCUUCUUCACGAAGAACACCGGCAUCGAACCUGCCACGCAGUGGAUGGUGGAACACAUUGCCGAUUCGGACUUUGCCAGCCCGUUCGUACCGCCCGGUACGGGCGGUAAGAGUGGUACGGCUGGUGGGGCAGGCAGUGCCGCCUUCGUACCCGAUCCGGUUGGGCUCGAGAUGCUGAUGGGCAUGGGAUUCACAGACCGGCAAGCGACGAAAGCGCUGAAGGAAACGGGCAACAACACGGAACGGGCCGUCGAUUGGAUCUUCUCGCAUACGGACGAACUGGACAGCAUGGCGAUAGAUGAUGCGACUUCCGAUAGUGUUGCCACGGCGGCAGCCGCUGCAGGAUGCGAUAGUGGAGCUACUGGAAGCAAGCAGGGAACAUCAUACCGUGACGGAACUGGCAAAUAUAAACUCGUUGCAUUCAUUUCCCACAUGGGCCCCUCGGCCCAGGUCGGCCAUUACGUUUGCCACAUCCUGAAGGACGACGAGUGGGUCAUCUUUAACGAUAAUAAGGUGGCGAUCUCGCAGAAUCCACCCAAAGAGCUCGGCUACCUGUAUCUCUACCAGCGGGUGUAA